Molecule: messenger RNA, 1333 nt
Organism: Canis lupus familiaris (dog)
Lineage: Eukaryota; Metazoa; Chordata; Mammalia; Carnivora; Canidae
Gene: LY6G5B
Product: lymphocyte antigen 6 family member G5B
Exons: 3
Coding region: 27-680 (217 amino acids)
Cellular component (GO): external side of plasma membrane
Source: RefSeq, a predicted model, not a curated record
CACUCUGCAGCUCAGGAUCAAGGAGCAUGGUCACAGGAAGGUGGGGUUUCAGAAUACCCCUCAGGGACUGCCCUUCUCCCCAGAAUUCCAUCAUGAAAGCCCAUAUGCUUGUAGGUGUGCUGGUCAUGGUGGGCUUCGCAGUGGGAAAAGCUCCUGGUCCUGAAGUCCGGACCUGCCACCUCUGCCUCUUAGAAGACCCUUCUACAGGGUGCAUUUCAGGGUCAGAGAAGUGUACCAUCAGCAGCACGUCACCGUGCAUGGUGAUCACCAUCUAUUAUGAUACCAAGAUUCGUUUCUUCAUCCGAGGCUGUGGACAGUAUAAUUCCUACCGCUGCCAAGAAAAACGCAAUACCUACUUCCCGGAGUACUGGUACCAGGCCCAGUGCUGCCAGUAUGAUUACUGCAACUCCUGGUCCAGCCCCCAGCUCCACAGCUCCCCUCUUGACCCCCCUGCUGGGACCUGGGGCCUGCCCCUCUCUGAGUCCCAGAUCCAGUGGUUCUACCGGGCCCUGAACCUCUCGCUUCCCCUCCGCAGCUUCCAUGCUGGGGGGGAGCCUGAAUGCCUGGGUAACCUGGCCACCCUGCCCCUGAAUCUGAGCUUAUCCAUUGCUGACCUGCGUCACAUAUAUUUGUUUCUCAACAGUUCGGGACUUUUGGUUCUUCCCUGGACUAAGCCCUGAUGCCUGAGCCUUGUGGAUUUCACUCCAUUACAGCAUCUCUCCCCUAACACCACAGCUCCCUGUGCUGUCCUAGAACACCUACUUUCUCUGCUCUGUGAUUUCUCUGGUCUCCAUUCCCCUGUAUUUUCAGUGUCUCUGGCUUUAGUGUCAUUUUCUUCCUAGAAACUGGGAUGCUGCACCUCCUAGAAAAUAAUGAGUUCAGAGUCUGCCCAGGCUGGCCUGGGGAAGGCACAGUGGCUUCCUGGUCCCCUUCUGGUCACCAGAGUCAGCCAUGCCCCUCAUCUUCCCAGUCCUCUGCCAAUCUGGUCCCCUGCUGCCUCUGUUCAGAUCUGUUUGUAGAUCACAUUCUACGCCUACCUUGAGACCCAGACUGAACUUGCAGUAAGAAGGGUAGACUAAUGUGCACGUUUCCUUACUAGGCACUGUGGUGUCCCUGCCUCACUGUGUCUACUCCCACCUGCUUCUCUGGUCACCUUGCCCUGGUCACCUGCUUCUCUCCUCUCGUUGCAGUCCGUGGUCUCAGUCCCACUCCGCAUCACUGAGUCCUGAAACCCGCUUCCAUAGAUGCCAGGGGAGAGGAGAGGGUCCCCCCUGCUCUGCUCCACAUCUCCUGCUUGUUCUCCACAAACUCCACAAUAAAUGGACUGGGCUAA